Molecule: messenger RNA, 975 nt
Organism: Colletotrichum higginsianum IMI 349063
Lineage: Eukaryota; Fungi; Ascomycota; Sordariomycetes; Glomerellales; Glomerellaceae
Product: RNase z
Exons: 1
Coding region: 1-975 (324 amino acids)
Source: RefSeq, a predicted model, not a curated record
AUGGCCUCUUUCGCAACACCCCUGCCGCAAUCAAGCCGGUCCGAGGUUCUCGAGUGGCGCUUCCCGAAGCCCUACCACCAAUAUGUCCUCACCGGCAAGUCACGGGCUGCAUGGCACACCUCCUUCGUCAUCCCCCAGCUCAACCUGCUCCUAGACGCCGGCCUCGUCGUCAACAACCACCGGCCCAAGCACAUCUUCCUCACACACGGCCAUGCUGACCACUGCUUGCUUAUACCCGCCUUCACCAAGCGCGAGGACCCGCCAGAUGUCUUCUGCCCCGUCGAGAUGAAGAAGGCCCUCGACGACUUCAUCCUGGCCAAGACGCUGCUGAAUCGCGGCGGGCUAUACACGAGCAACGACGCCGAGUCGGUGGGGCUCGAGCUGGACGGGAAGGGCGUGGACGAGGAGGGCCGGACCGAGGGCGAGAGGGCUUUCUUGGGAACCCACAAGACGACGGCCGUCAAGCACGGCGACGUCGUGCCUUUGCGGAGGCUGAAGGGCAUGAAUGCCACCGUCGUCCAGUGCGACCACAACGUCCCCAGCGUGGGCUACGUCUUCACGACGACGACGCACAAGCUGCGGCCCGAGUACACCUCCCUGCCCGGCCCGGAGCUGAAAAGUCUGCGCCAGUCGGGCGUGGAGCUCACGGCCCCCGUCACGACGCCCGUUUUCGCCUUCCUCGGCGACACGACUGCGUCGACGCUGGCCGCCGAUCCGGAGUGGCUGCGGCAGGGGAUACCCGUCGUCAUCACCGAGUGCAGCUUCCUGCACGACGAGCACGACGCGCAGGCGGAGAAGACGAAGCACACCAAGUGGAAGGACCUGGAGAAGGUGGUGCGCAGGUGGCCCAAGACGACGUUCAUCCUGACGCACUUCAGCAUGCGGUACAGCAAUAAGGAUGUGGUGGCCUUCUUCAACGGCUUGGAGGACGCGCCGGCCAACAUUGUGGUCUGGGCGGACGGGCAGCCGGAGUGA